AUGAGUCGCGAAGUUAUUGUAUGCGAUAACGGCACCGGGUUUGUCAAAUGUGGUUAUGCAGGCACCAAUUUUCCAGAAGCCAUCUUUCCGGCUGUUGUUGGUCGUCCUAUUCUUCGAGCUGAAGAGAAGAUUGGCGAUAUUACUCUCAAGGAUGUCAUGGUUGGCGACGAAGCAUCCGCUGUUCGCCAGAUGCUGCAAAUGUCAUAUCCUAUGGAAAACGGUAUUGUGCGCAAUUGGGAAGACAUGUACCAUUUAUGGGAUUACACUUUCAAAGAGAAACUCAAGAUCACCGACUAUGCUCAGCACAAGAUCCUACUAACUGAGCCCGCCAUGAAUCCAAAACGUAACCGAGAAAAAAUGGUCGAGGUCAUGUUUGAAAAAUAUGGGUUUGGUGGUGCCUAUAUUGCUAUUCAGGCUGUCCUCACGCUUUAUGCUCAAGGUCUUCAAACGGGCGUGGUGGUCGACUCUGGAGAUGGUGUCACUCAUAUUGUGCCAGUCUACGAGGGAUUCGCACUUCCGCAUCUUGUUCGUCGUCUUGAUGUUGCUGGUCGUGACAUCACUCGCUAUCUCAUUAGCUUGCUGCUGUUACGCGGCUACGCUUUCAAUAGAACUGCAGAUUUUGAGACUGUUCGUCAACUAAAGGAGAAACUUUGUUACGUUGGCUACGAUCUUCAAUUGGAACACAAGCUCGCAACAGAAACCACAGUGCUUGUUGAGCAGUAUACGCUUCCAGAUGGGCGUGUCAUCAAGGUUGGAUCAGAGCGGUUUGAAGCGCCAGAGGCAUUGUUCCAACCUCAUUUAGUGGAUGUCGAGAGUCCUGGUGUUGCUGAGCUUCUUUUCAAUACUAUUCAAGCUGGUGAAAUUGAUAUUCGAAGUGAGCUAUAUAAACACAUUGUUCUAUCUGGUGGUACCUCAAUGUAUCCAGGACUUCCCAGUCGUCUUGAAAAGGAAGUCAAGCAGCUCUACCUUGAACGGGUUCUCAAGUCGGAUGUGUCGAGACUAAGCAAAUUCAAAAUUCGUGUUGAAGAUCCUCCUCGUCGAAAGCAUAUGGUGUUUCUCGGUGGUGCCGUUUUGGGAGAUAUUAUGAAGGAUCGUCCUAAUUUCUGGAUCUCAAAGCAGGAAUGGGAAGAGCAGGGUGUACGCUCUCUUGAUCGUCUUGGUCCUCGUGGGGUUUAAAUAGUCUUGAUUGUGUUGAAAAAGUCGUAGAAUAGUAUUCUCAAUAUCUUCCACUCAAGCCUAGUUGUGUUACCCAAAAAAGGUCAAGAACCAUACUCACAUACUCAGUUGUGGUACCCCACUUUUUACAAACAAUAGUACACAUUUUCUGGUUUCUUUUGCAUUGUUUAAUACCAUUUGCUAUUUUGUUUCGGGGGAGUGGGUUAAUACAACGUUGGUUUUAUACUAGAAAGUUUUUUGGCUGGCGAUACCACACUAUACGGUGCAUUCCAUUGUGCGAAACUAGAGUGUAAAUGUGCUGCUUGUCCAUGAAAUCCUGGCUGUAUUUAUGAUUGGAUUACCCACAGCAAAAUAGUUUUCUCCACCAUGAUUUUGGGCGUGCCUGCACGAGAUCCUAUUUUAAAAUAUAAAGUGACAUGCUACAGUC
Batrachochytrium dendrobatidis JAM81 is the source of this 1603-nucleotide messenger RNA. Its product is annotated as actin-related protein 2. NCBI's taxonomy places the organism in Eukaryota, Fungi, Chytridiomycota, Chytridiomycetes, Rhizophydiales. Gene Ontology annotation, biological process: Arp2/3 complex-mediated actin nucleation. Gene Ontology annotation, cellular component: actin cortical patch; Arp2/3 protein complex. Gene Ontology annotation, molecular function: actin filament binding. The coding region runs from base 1 to 1176 and encodes 391 amino acids. The record is from RefSeq and is a predicted model, not a curated record. The transcript has 7 exons.